GAACUGCAAGCCGGACCGGAACUCUCUGCUGCCUGCGUGAUUCCAGACACAUUUAGGGAUUUUUUUCCUUUGACAGUCGAGUGUUGUGGCGGGGGAACCCAGGAAACACCACGGAGAACUGCUCUGAAAGGACCAGGAUAAGCUCCCCAUGUUUCUUCUCGGGAGACGUCUUUCUGGGGACCGAAUGCUGAUGUGAACUCGGCUCCUCCGGGAGAAAUCCAGGACCUGUCUUGAUUACACAGCCUAUCGCCGGGAGGUCAGACGCUCCCCUGACCCGGAUCCCCCCCCCGGCGGACAUGGAGGUUCUGCGGCGGUCUUCUGUGUUCGCCGCGGAGGUCCUGGACGUGUUUGACCGGUCCCUGACAGAGAAGGAGCUGGUGUCCCAGUCCAAGGCGCUGUGCAGGGACUACAUCCUGUCCAGGCUCAACCAGAACGGGCUGGGGUGGUCCAAAAGCGAGAUCAAUUUCUCCCCCUGCAACGCAGCUCUCGCUGAGGUGUCUCUGGUGCUUCUCUGUCUCGGCGACGAGCUGGAGUGUAUACAGCCCGGUCUGUACAGGAACGUGGCACGGCAGCUCAACAUUUCUGUUGCCAUGGAGAACAUGGUGUCGGAUGCCUUCCUCGGCGUGGCAACAGAGAUCUUCUCAGCAGGUAUAACAUGGGGUAAGGUGGUAUCCAUGUUUGCGGUCGCUGGAGCCCUGGCCGUGGACUGUGUCCGGCAAGGCUACCCCACAACCGUUCAUAUCUUGGUGGAUAGUCUGGGACAGUUUGUCCGCAAAUUCCUGGCUCCCUGGCUGAAGAGGAGGGGAGGAUGGGUGGAGAUCACAAAAUGUGUGGUGAAGAAGGAUCUCACCCCCGAACACAACUGGCUGUCCUCUGUCGUGGAGUCCGUCAAGUAUUUCCUCACCACGGUGUACGUCUACGUCAUGAAGGAGCCGUGAGGGCUGACACGCAGCGGAGCAGUCGCUUUCCGCACUGGACUGGCAUCUCAGACUUGUUAAUAAACGCCGGACAGGAGACGGCCGCUGUGCUCCGUGAGGUCGAGCCCGUCGGCAGACUUGCGUUGGUUGCUGAACGGCCAUCAACAAAUGUCUCUUCAGCAGCGUGUUUCUGUUGUCUCGGUGAUUACCCUUCAUCCAAAGAGUGGUCACCAUGAUAUUAAACGGCAUAAAUGGCACCUUCUGUAUUAUUCCACCUCUCCUCCGCUUCUUCUUACUGCUUGUGACAGCUGCAGGGAACCAUGCUUCUGCAGUGUAAUAAUUUGAGGCUGUCCAUACUGCUGAGAUCAUUCUAUGGUGUGCUAUUUUUGUUUUUCUUCUUUCUGUCUUAAGAACAUAAGAGGAGGUAUGAGGGUGAAAUCUGGGUUUGCAAUGAAACUGAUGCCCCGCUGGCUGGGAGGAUAUUUUUGAAGUUUUAUUGGUCUUUUUUUUUUUUUUUUUAAAGGCCCUAGAAGAAGAAGUGUUUCAGUCAACUGAGUUCACACUUCAGAGCAAUAUUGGAUGAUAUUGACUGUUUACAAGUAAUGACUGCAAGUUAUUGUACUUUACCACACCACAGUGUUCACUCUCAAGAUGAGCUGAUAUUUUCUGGUAAAUACUCUGCCAAUUUUUUUAUUUUAUCUUAUCUUUUGGACACAACUGAGAAACAUUGUGUCUUCUAGUGUCCAUUUAUCAGCCAAAGAACUUGGAGGACGACUACAAACCGAAUGUGAAUAUUUUAGUCCUACUGAUUUCUGUUUUUAAUCUGUAACUUAUUUAUGAUUUUAAUCGUAUUUCUUUUUAUAACUUCUGUAAAAACCACUGCACUAAUUAGACUUCCACAGCAACAGCUCUUCAGGAUGAUCGUGUGAUUUAUGGGUGUCACUUCCACAGUGUUGAUGCAUAAAUGAGGCUGGCUGAUUGUGUUUUUGUGUGUGUGUGUGUGUUUUGGUAUUUAAACCCACAAUAAAACUUAACAAAAU
Molecule: messenger RNA, 1957 nt
Organism: Menidia menidia (Atlantic silverside)
Lineage: Eukaryota; Metazoa; Chordata; Actinopteri; Atheriniformes; Atherinopsidae
Source: the annotation of a GenBank genome assembly